CCGAGAGGCGCGCAUCUGCCCCCAUCUCAGGCCUGCGCGAAGCGCUCAGAGCCCGGAUCCGACAUGACCCGAGUGUCUUGUGAGGUCCCGACUCGAUGUCCCAUCCGUGAGUUCAGUUCUUCGGCCCGCUCGUCUCCUGCCUGGCUCAUCUGCCGGAUAAGUGGAUGCGGGUUGCCAUUACACCACCAUCGGCAUUGUGAUGCGGGACUCCGUGUUGUGUUGUCGACCCUCCGUAACCUUGGUAUCGACGAGACUUGA
Molecule: messenger RNA, 258 nt
Organism: Protopolystoma xenopodis
Lineage: Eukaryota; Metazoa; Platyhelminthes; Monogenea; Polystomatidea; Polystomatidae
Source: the annotation of a GenBank genome assembly